Molecule: messenger RNA, 1731 nt
Organism: Penicillium alfredii
Lineage: Eukaryota; Fungi; Ascomycota; Eurotiomycetes; Eurotiales; Aspergillaceae
Exons: 4
Coding region: 1-1731 (576 amino acids)
Molecular function (GO): NADH dehydrogenase activity
Source: RefSeq, a predicted model, not a curated record
AUGGCUGGCAGCUCGCUAGCAAUUCGCUCCAAGAUGCUCUCUCCGUCGAUGAUGUCCAUCUCGCGCCGAUCUAUCUCGACGUCGCAACUGGCCCUCCGCGCGAAGCCGAUUCGGGCCAACAACAUCUCCCAGGUGUCGCGCGUCGCUCGCCGCGGCUAUGCUGAUGCCGCCCCCUCACCGGCGCCCAAGCCUAAGAAGCGAUUCCGAUUCCUCCGCUGGGGCUGGCGGUUAACCUGGCUCACCGGUGUCGGUCUUACCGGAGCUCUGGCCUUUGAGAUCUACGCUCAGCGCCACCCCGAGGAACAGUUCGAGCCGGACCCGGAGAAGAAGACCCUUGUCAUCCUUGGAACUGGCUGGGGUUCUAUCUCCCUGCUCAAGAAGCUCGAUACCGAAAACUACAACGUGGUUGUUGUCUCUCCCCGCAACUACUUCCUCUUCACCCCCCUGCUGCCGUCAUGUACCACCGGUCUGAUCGAGCACCGCUCGAUCAUGGAACCUAUCCGCAACAUCCUGCGCCACAAGAAGGCCACCGUUAAAUUUUACGAAGCCGAGGCCACCAAGAUCGACUACGAAAAGCGUGUCGUGUCUAUCAGUGACGACUCGGAGAUUAAGGGUGACAUCUCGCACACCGAGGUGCCUUUCGAUAUGCUUGUGAUCGGCGUUGGCGCCGAGAACGCGACUUUCGGUAUCAAGGGUGUCCGUGAACACUCCUGCUUCCUGAAGGAGGUCGGUGAUGCUCAGAACAUCCGUAAGCGCAUCAUGGACUGUGUCGAGACGGCCAUGUUCAAGGACCAGACCCCCGAGGAGGUCAAGCGUCUGCUGCACAUGGUGGUUGUCGGCGGUGGCCCGACUGGUGUUGAGUUCGCCGGUGAGCUGCAGGACUUCUUCAAUGAUGACCUCAAGAAGUGGAUUCCCGAGAUCAAGGACAACUUCCACGUGACGCUGGUCGAGGCCCUGCCCAAUGUCCUGCCCAUGUUCUCGAAGCAGCUGAUUGACUACACGGAAUCGACCUUCAAGGAGGAGGAGAUCUCUAUCCGCGCCAAGACCAUGGUCAAGAACGUCACCGACAAGUACAUCCAGGCCGAGGUUACCAAGCCUGACGGCUCUAAGGAGAUCGAGACCAUCCCCUAUGGUCUGCUGGUCUGGGCCACCGGUAACGCUGUGCGCCCCGUCGUGCGUGACCUGAUGAACCAGCUGCCUGCCCAGAAGAACUCGCGCCGCGGUCUGGCCGUGAACGAGUAUUUAGUCGUGAACGGUGCCGACAACGUCUGGGCCGUGGGUGACUGCGCCAUCAGCAACUACGCCCCGACUGCCCAGGUUGCCGGCCAGGAGGGUGCAUUCCUCGGCCGCCUCUUCAACACCAUGGCCAAGACUGAGGCCAUUGAGAAGGAGCUGAAGAGCCUUUCCGAUGCCCAGUCCCAGGCCAAGUCCGACGACGACCGCAACCAGGUCUUCGACGAGAUCCGCGAGCGCCAGCGCCAGCUGCGCCGCACCAAGCAGAUCGGCCCCUUCCAGUACUCGCACCAGGGCAGUCUGGCCUACAUUGGCAAGGAGCGUGCUGUGGCCGAUAUCAGCUGGCUGAGCGGCAACAUUGCCAGCGGUGGUACCAUGACCUACCUCUUCUGGCGCAGUGCCUACCUGAGCAUGUGCUUCAGCACCCGCAACCGUUUCUUAGUCGCCUUCGACUGGAUCAAGGCGAAACUGUUUGGCCGUGAUGUCUCGCGGGAGUAA